Cucurbita moschata (crookneck pumpkin) is the source of this 2947-nucleotide messenger RNA. Its product is annotated as proteoglycan 4-like. Gene Ontology annotation, molecular function: microtubule binding. NCBI's taxonomy places the organism in Eukaryota, Viridiplantae, Streptophyta, Magnoliopsida, Cucurbitales, Cucurbitaceae. Bases 132 to 2630 code for a protein of 832 amino acids. The transcript has 7 exons. The record is from RefSeq and is a predicted model, not a curated record. Gene Ontology annotation, biological process: microtubule cytoskeleton organization.
ACAAACAAACCCCAUUUUCAAUUUUUUUUCUCUCAUUUGUUUCGUUUUAGAAGGGGAAGGGGAGGGAGGAACAGGUCGGGGAGCCAGGGAAAUCUUGUCAGAUCGGCAGGGGAGCUGGUUUUUCAAGGGUCAUGGGUAGGGAAAUUGAUGGUGUAAUGGAGAAGCCAAAUGGUUCUGUUGUGGUUUUAAAUGGUGUUUCUCAUGACAAAGUCCUUGUUUCCCCCAAAGUUAUUGAUUCGGAGGAACUCGGAAGCGAGGAGAAUUCGGUUGUCGAAAGUUAUCAAGAAAAGGAGAACAAUGGUGUAGGAAUCAGAAGCUCUAACCUUGAUGCCAGUGUGUCUAGCUCUGUGUUUGCACCUGCGCCGGUGCUCGUGUCCGUGGAGAAGAAGGCGGAGAGGACUGUUGCACAGAAAAUUAGUGACUUUAAUAAGUCUAUCUCGCCCAGGGCUAUAGCUGUUAGUCCAAGAAUUGUGCGAGUAAACCAUAAGGCUCAGCAACCAACUGUGCAGGCUAGGGAAAAAGCAGCAAUGAGCUCACCAACCAUUGAGACCAAGCCUUCUCCAAAAACCGUUGUUGAGGCUUCUUCGACAACUGUUGUUGGGGCUUCUACGACAACUGUUGUUGGGGCUUCUACGACAACUGUUGUUGAGGCUUCUCCCAAAACCGUUGUUGAGGCUUCUCCCAAAACCGUUGUUGAGGCUUCCCCGAAACCCGUUGUUGAGGCUCCCCCGACACCCGUUGUUGAGGCUCCCCCAACAACCAUUGUUGAGGCUCCCCCGAAAACCAUUGUUGAGGCUCCCCCGAAAACCGUUGUUGAGGCUCCCUCGAAAACCGUUGUUGAGGCUGGUCCAAAAACCGUUGUUGAGGCUUCCCCGAAAACUGUUGUUGAGGCUUCCCCGAAAACUGUUGUUGAGGCUUCCCCGAAAACCGAUGUUGAGGCUCCCCCGAAAACCGAUGUUGAGGCUCCCCCGAAAACCGAUGUUGAGGCUCCCCGGAAAACCGUUGUUGAGGCUCCCCCGAAAAUCGUUGUGGAGCCUCCCCAGAAAAUCGUUGUUGAGCCUCCUCCGACAACCGUUGUUGAGCCUCCUCCGACAACCGUUGUUGAGCCUCCUCCGAAAACUGUUGUUGAGCCUCCUCUGAAAACCGUUGUUCAGGCUUCUACAAAAAUCGUUGUUGAGCCUCCUCCGAAAACUGUUGUUCAGGCUCCUCCGAAAACCGUUGUUGAGCCUCCUCCAAAAACCAUUGUUGAGCCUCCUCCAAAAACCGUUGUUCAGGCUCCUCUAAAAACCAUUGUUGAGGCUCCUCCAAAAACCAUUGUUGAGCCUCCUCCAAAAACCAUUGUUCAGACUCUUUCAAAAACCGUUGUUCAGGCUCCUCUGAAAACCGUUGUUCAGGCUCCUCUGAAAACCAUUGUUGAGCCUCCUCCGAAAAUCGUUGUUCAGGCUCCUUCAAAAACCGUUGUUCAUACUCCUCUGAAAACCAUUGUUGAGGCUCCUCCAAAAACCGUUGUUGAGCCUCCUCCGAAAAUCGUUGUUCAGGCUCCUUCAAAAACUGUUGUUCAGGCUCCUUCAAAAACCGUUGUUCAUACUCCUCUGAAAACCAUUGUUGAGGCUCCUUCCAAAACCGUUGUUCAGGCUCCUUCCAAAACCGUUGUUCAAGCUCCUCCGAAAACCAUUGUUGAGGCUCCUCUAAAAACCAUUGUUGAGCCUCCUCCGAAAACCGUUGUUCAAGCUCCUCCGAAAACCGUUGUUCAGGCUCUUUCAAAAACCGUUAUUCAAGCUCCUCUGAAAACCAUUGUUGAGCCUCCUCUGAAAACCAUUGUUGAGCCUCCUCCGAAAACCGUUGUUCAAGCUCCUCCAAAAACCGUUGUUCAGGCUCCUCCAACAACCGUUUUUCAUGCAUCCCUAAACACUAUCAAAUUGCAGUCUCCCCACAGCCCAAAAAAGAAUUCACUGCCGAACUCGCCUCAAUCGUCGCGUAGAUCUUCACAUAACGAUCUUAAGAAAUAUCACGAAGAAGAAGAUCAUUGGUCCAUCGCCUCCUCCACCAUUGCAUCCGUUCAACAACUCAAAUCUAAAGUAACUAUCGGAACGGCUCCCACGUUUAGAUCGGCUAAACGUGCUGAUAAAAGGAAGGAGUACUAUAAUAAGUUGGAGGAGAAACAAAAAGCCAUGGAGGCAGAGAGAAUCCAAUACGAAGCCCGAAUUAAGGAAGAGCAAGAAGCAGCAAUCAAGCAGCUUAGGAAGGGAUUAGUGAUCAAAGCAAAACCAGUGCCCAACUUCUAUUAUGAAGGACCACCACCUAAGGUUGAACUCAAAAAGCAACCAUUAACUCGACCAAAGUCUCCAAAUCUAACUCGAAGGAAAAGCUGCAGUGACGUGACCAACUUAAACCUAGAGGAGAAAGGAAAAGUAUGCGCACGAGCACAUCGCCAUGGCUUCUGUAUUCACAGAUCGGAAUCAGCUAACAGCAUAGCCCGCAAAAGUAAAGCACAAGCCAAUGGGCAAUGCCAGCACAGUGAAUCUUUUAAACAUAGAAAUCAUGCGAAGCACGACAAUGAGACAAGUAAAAUGAGCUCUGCAACGACCGAUCCACACGAAACUAAUGUAGAUAUCCCGUUUCAGUCAUGAACGUCUACAUUUUCCCUAAUGUGAGCUAAGGGAAAGAAAAAAUGAUGGGUUGAGGAGCAAAGAAAAUAGCUUGUUUUCUUACAUCUAAUGACUUGACUGAGUGAGCUGAGCUGAGCUGAAAUGUAUAUGUUUUUUUCCCAUUUUUUCUGAAAGUUUAAUGAUUUUACGACAUAUGAGAGAGAUCAUUGUGCAUUACAUGAUACAGUGAAGUUAGAGAAUGAUUUUCUAUGGCUUUUUUGGGUUUGUUUUCUACUUUUCAUUGGAAUUGAUCUGUAUUUUGAUGUUCUUGAGAUGGUCAUUGACAAAGUUUCAAAUUA